Molecule: messenger RNA, 2925 nt
Organism: Hyalella azteca
Lineage: Eukaryota; Metazoa; Arthropoda; Malacostraca; Amphipoda; Hyalellidae
Product: protein FAM114A2
Exons: 11
Coding region: 75-2387 (770 amino acids)
Source: RefSeq, a predicted model, not a curated record
GUGAGAGCCUGAGAGGCGGAGAGCUAUGUGUUAUUGCCUAGGAGGCUAGGUCCUGAACCUGAAGAAACAUAACAAUGGCUUCUGAUAGUGAGGAAGACUUUCAGUCAGCUGAUGAAGGUUCUGAUUCUGAUGGGUACUCUGAAAAAGUGCAAACUUGUGACAAGGGAUUGCCACUCCCAAUUUCAUCUUGCAAAACAUCAACCACAUUGCCUAGGGAAACAUCUCCAAAUCAGAGCUCUUCUACCAGGAAGCAAUCUGCAGUGACCACAAAGGAUAUUAACUCUCUCCUAGAAAUUGAUGUUAAUGUCUCUAAUGUUGCUCCUAAUUCCCAAGUUGGUCCUGAAAAAUGUCCUGACUCUCAAGAUAAAUCUGAUAAAUUUAUUGAAUCUCUGGAGAAUCUAAGUGUAAGGGGAUCUAUUUUGGAUGAAUAUAAUUCAUUGACCACCAACAACAGACUUGCAAUUAAGAAAGAAUCAACUAAUGAGACAAUUGAUGAUAAGAACUCUGAAUUGAUAGAAUCUGUUAGUGAAAUAGAAUCAAAUGUACUAAGUGACUUUGAUCUUGCAAAUGAAUCUACAGAAAUUGAACAAGGAAAAAUUGAUGACUAUUCUUCGGUGACAAAUAUUCGGUGUAAAGAGAUGUCAGAAACAUCUGAAUUGUUGCAAUCAAUUGAUAUUUGUAAGAAAAAAGAGAUUCAAUCUAAAAAAUUAACAGAAAAUUCUAUCUAUUUUGUGGCUGAUAACAAUACAUUGGAAAAUUUGGAAGCCCAUAAAACAGAAACUGACCACAAUUCUGUCUACUCUGAGAUUGAUUUAUCAAAGGCCAAAAAGACUUCUAAAAUUGGACUUAAAAAACCCAGAGAGAAGUUGGGAGAAAAGCUGGGGGCCAAGAAACUUGCCCAGAGGCUGAACAAACCUUUGGAAGGCAUCAGCUGUGACGCGCUUGUUGAUAGUGGGAAUUCUGAACAGGCCUCUGGGUCACCAAUUGAUCAAAAGUCUGAACCUCCUAAAGAAAGCACAAGUGGUGAGGCUAGUGCUGGCUGGGGAGGAGGAUGGGGAAGCUGGGGCUCUACCCUGCUCUCAGCAGCCACCACCCUUACUCAGGAGGUUGGCCGCGGAGUGGGCUCAGUUGUGGAGCUUGUAGAGGAGGGCAUGGGAGUGCCCAGCCCAGAGGAGCUGGCAAGAGAGCAGCUGGAGCGCGAGAAGAUGCUCCAGCUCUGGGAUGACUGGGGUGAUCAGCCUCCACAAGGUGUUGAGUUUAACAAAGAAAUGGAUCCCUCAAAAAUGACACAAGACAAUGAUCCAUCAGCUAAUUCCGAAGAUGUGGCUAUAAAGGAUAUCACGAGCAACAGCAGAAGCUCGUUAGGAGGGCUCGGAUUUGGUGGUUUAAGUUCCCUUGUUUCCGGCGUUUCGGGCGCUCUUGAAAGCGCCGGCAGUAAAGUUGUGUAUGGAGGUCUGGACACACUCGAGCUUAUUGGCCGACGUACAAUGGAUGUGCUACAAGAGACUGACCCUGGCCUGAGAGCAAAGAAAGAUCGCAUUCUGCAGCGAGUAAAGAAACCUAAUCUUUCCGCCGUGUUGAAAGAGGCAAGAGAGCAGGCCGUGGCCAAUCCUCCUCCAGGCCUGGACAGCCCCACCAGCCCCGGACUUGGGUCUUCCACGCGAGUGUCGUUCUCGUGUCUGUGGAGCAACUGCACCGGUCCAGCGCACCUCGAAGCUCUCGCCCUCAUCGCACGUCAGUGCACCGCCACUGCCAAGGAAGUCAUGGCCAGCCUACCCGCUCUUGCUAGGGAUGAAGUGCAUCAAACUAAUUCUCAAAUUAUGGCUCUAUCUGAAAUCGAGGAAGAAAACUUGACAGGGAGCAGCAUCAUCUUUGCAGAGCGAGUUGAGACCACCAUCAGAGAUCUGCAGUUGCCUCUCAACGCUGACAACAUAGCCCAAUGUUGGUCGGACUUGUCAGCGAUGAGCGCGCAGUACAGUGAAGGCAGCGUGUCGCUGCUGGAGGCCGUGGCGUCGGUUGAGGCGGGCGGCAGCACCAUUGAAACAAACCUCAUCGGUGGCUGCGUGGCGCUGGUUGAGCGGCUUGUGGCCAUCGCCCACAAGGCUGCUGAGCUCAGCCUAAUAAGUGGCGAGCAGCAGCAGGAUCCGCUUAAGCUAGCAGCCAACUUCCGAGAAUUGGUGGUGCUGGGUGGCAGUCAGCUGGAGAGCUGCGCUGAUGCUGUGUGCGCCGGUCUCUCCUCAACGCCCCAGCAGGAGCAUCUCACGCCUGUCAUAACUAACAUCUACAUGCAGGUUUGUGAAGGCAACAGCUGCCUACAGCAGUCCUUAGUUCAUCUGUGCACGACGUUGCAGCUCGUGGUAACCCAGCGCGCUGCUGCUCUCCUCUGAGCGCCACUUGCCCACUCGCCGUAAUGAUUGGUCACAUUCGCAGCUCCUGAUCUAUUCUUUUACUCUUAAGAUUUGAAUGUAAGGUUUGAAGAUUAGAAGGUAAAUUAUCUUCAGUUUGAAGUAGUAUAUUGUGUUCAGGCUUCGAUAUUUUGUACGAAUUAUGUAACGUAUUAUACGUUAUUUAGUUACAUAGUUAUCUCUACUCUAUAUAGAUUUUAUACGUUGGUUGCAACCUUUAUCAAUUGUUAAACCGAAGCAAUGAAGCUAUUAUGCCUCUAUUUUAUUGAGAUAUGAUCAGAAGUUACUCGUGUGGCAGUACAACGCACAGCCGAAAUAAUUUCGAAAACGAUCGUUAUCAGUCUUUAAAAGUUUCAUGUAUCUUGCAUGAAAUACGGCGAAAUCGUUUUGAAAAGCCACGAGAGAGCCACACAAUUAGUUUUUGAAUCUUCGAAUGCAUUAGGAGAGUUUAUUCCAAAUUUUAUCUUUGCUGUUCUAAUUACUCUUAAGUGGUUAUUCCGAAGUAUAUUUCAAUAAUAAA